AGUCGUUCGUCGGCGCCGGUGUCUCGUCGGCCGGCUUAGUUUAAACGGGAACACUCUCUGACAUUAAAAGAGCUAACAUGGGCAUUGUCAAGAACGGGAAGGUUGUUGUGUUGUUGAACGGCCGCUACGCCGGCCGCAAGGCCAUCGUCGUCAAGACGUACGAUGAGGGCCACGGCGACCGCAAGUUCGGCCACGCCAUCGUCGCCGGUAUCGACCGCUACCCCCGCAAGAUCACGCGCUCGAUGGGCAAGAAGAAGGUCGCCAAGCGCUCGAAGGUCAAGCCGUUCGUCAAGGCGGUCAACUACACGCACAUCAUGCCCACGCGCUACGUCGCCGACAUUGACCUCAAGAAGGUCCUCGAUGAGGAAGUCAUGGCCACGCCGGAGGCCCGUAUCGAGUCGCGCAAGACGAUCAAGAAGGUCUUCGAGGACCGCUACCUCAACCAGGCUGCGUGCAAGUCGGAGAAGAAGGCCGCUGGCGUCUCGUUCUUCUUCAAGAAGCUCCGCUUCUAAAUGUAUUGGCGUUGUCCCUUGUCCUGACUUCAGCAGCCCGCCAGUGGUGAUGAUAACACGACGACAAUAUACCAGAGGUUCCGAUAUUUCCCACA
Saprolegnia parasitica CBS 223.65 is the source of this 607-nucleotide messenger RNA. RefSeq lists its product as hypothetical. Bases 78 to 512 code for a protein of 144 amino acids. Gene Ontology annotation, cellular component: cytosolic large ribosomal subunit; ribosome. NCBI's taxonomy places the organism in Eukaryota, Oomycota, Saprolegniomycetes, Saprolegniales, Saprolegniaceae. Gene Ontology annotation, biological process: translation. The record is from RefSeq and is a predicted model, not a curated record. The transcript is spliced from 2 exons. Gene Ontology annotation, molecular function: structural constituent of ribosome.